Molecule: messenger RNA, 5475 nt
Organism: Poeciliopsis prolifica (blackstripe livebearer)
Lineage: Eukaryota; Metazoa; Chordata; Actinopteri; Cyprinodontiformes; Poeciliidae
Gene: spef2
Product: sperm flagellar 2
Exons: 41
Coding region: 132-5408 (1758 amino acids)
Biological process (GO): sperm axoneme assembly
Cellular component (GO): manchette; sperm midpiece
Molecular function (GO): protein binding
Source: RefSeq, a predicted model, not a curated record
AUAUCACCAUGGCAACAGGGGAAAACUGAAGUUUUCUUCGGUGUUGAUUAUUUUAACAACGAUUGUAGUUUCUAAAAAGGAGAUACUUCUCUCGGAAUUGCUUAUGAGGUGACAUCUAUUCAUCAGAGGCAAUGUCAGAUAUUUUAUGCUCGUGGCUGAACCGUCAACUAAGGCUCUCUGAAACCGUCGACCCGAGGAACUUUUCCAAGGAUUUCGCUAAUGGCUACCUGUUGGGAGAGAUACUUAAUAAAUAUCAGAAGCAGGAGGAUUUCAAUAUGUUUCUGAAAAGCGAUACCUUCGACGCCAAAACCAAUAACUUUUCACGGCUUGAGCCAACUUUUAAGCUUCUGGGGGUCAGCUUCAAUAAGAGCACAGCCCAAGAUCUGAUCCAGGAGAAGCACGGUGUCGCCAUAAACCUUCUUUACCAGCUCUACGUCGCAUUAGAAGAGAACAAGCCUCCAGGAACCAACCAAGUGUUGAAGCUGCCCUCCCUGCAGAAAAAGGAGUCUGAAGUAAAGUCCUAUCAACGUCCUCAGGGUCUUCCGGAAAUUACUCAGGAUAAUGAAUGUAAAGACCACCAACUGAAUGAUUUGUCGAAGGCGAGCCUACCCAUUCAGCAAAAGAAGCUACCCAAAAUCCAAGAUGAGAGAAAACUGGAAAAGAUCGAAAAGGUUGGUCAUCAGAAGUUCAGUGACUUGAUUGUGACCAAUACGAAGCUGCUAAAGCCACUGCACUCCAGUUUAGAUCUCAGGAAAAGGAGGAAGCAGGAGGAACUUAAACAAAAAGAAGUCAAGAUGGUCCAGGCUGAAAUAGCCAAGUUUGAGGAGAAACAGCACAAACUUUCCAGCUCGAGUUAUGUGGCUAUGUCAAGCCCCAGUGACCAAUCCAUUCCUGUGGACUCUUUCCUUGGUCCCGUCAUAGAGGACACCGAAGUCCCUUCAGAUAAACCAGACAAAGUGACAUUACAAUCCAAUACCAAGUAUAUACAAGGAAUCCGGCAGCAGAUGAAGGAGAAUGCUGUGGCUCGAGAGGAGAGACAAAAAAGAGUUGACAGAUUUCUAAUGGAGCAGUUUAAAGAGCGUGAAUCUCAGCAGGAGGCGCAGCUUGAAGAACAAAUGGUGCGUCGUCUGACUCGUCAGACGCAGCAGGAGCAGCGUUUGGCUGAACAACUGAUGCAGAUACGGAGGCAGAAAGAAGUGAUUUUGGAGAAUCGCCUGUUCAGAGAGCAGCAGUACAAGCGUCAGAGAGAAAAGGAUUUUAAAGAAGCUCUGGACAAGGAGGCGGUUCUGGCUGAGCAUGCCAGAUUGGCUCGAGCAGAAGAGAUCGAAAAGGAGAUUGAAUUUUGCAAGAUGGUAGCUGCAGAGCGUGCUCACGAAAGACACGUAAAACACUAUGGCCUCUGCUCAGACACUUUGGGACAGAUAGUGGACAUGGCAACCACAGUUGGAGAAUAUCGCCAAAUCACAGAGAAUCUUGUUCCAGAGAAGAAGUAUAAAGAGUGGAAGGAACUGUUCAUUCGGGGUGUUCCCUUCUACGAGUCACAAAAAGAAAUUGAGCCAGAGAUUGCAUUCUUGGCAGCAUUAAGCCCCCCAGAGCUUAAGAAAGAGGAGGUACUCAACAACCUGGAUUAUGAUGAAUACACUAAUAUGGUUGGUGUGUGGACGUGGUCAAAGGAUAAAGAAGAAAUAAAGUUACCACCGAGCACCAACGACAUUCUCGCAUAUGCUAUCCAUCGAAUUAAAAAUAUUGCUCAUCCAACUGUUGGGGAACCGGCCACGGCCGUUCCUCUAUUUUCUAUUAAGUCCUGCAUCCAGGACAAGGUUUGCCAGUGCAAGAGCAAAUGCCUGGCCAAGAUUGCUGAAGGUUUAAAAUCUUUAAAGAAAAAAGAUUUUCGUAUCAAGGCAUGCGUCAUGGGCAAGGCUACUGCAGGCAAGACCACAUCUCUGGCCAAGUUUGCUGAAGCACAUGGCGUCACUGUGUUGUCGCCUGAAACACUGAUUGAAGAGGCGCUGAGGUCUGUUAGAGAAGCAGAGAAGGCUACAGAUCAGCCGGAAGAGAAGGAGAGCGAGCAGCUUCCUAAAUCCCCCACACAGGUUCAGCCAGAAAGCAAACCAGAAGAAAAAAAAGAUUGUAGUAACAAAAUGGCCUCCAUUGCAGCGUCAGUAGAAAGGGAGCUGAGGAAAGGAAAUGCCAUUCCAAAUGAGCUGAUAGUGGAUAGUUUAGUUGAAGCAAUCAGUCAGGUUCCAGCUCACUCAGGUUGGAUCCUGGAUGGCUUUCCAAGUAACAUCACUCAAGCUCAAUUGCUGGAGAAAGCUUUGGGUGGGUUUGUGGAAGAAGAACAUGGCCCCGAACUCAACACAUUUGAACUUGUUCCUAAUCCAGAGCAGCUCAAACCACCAAUAUCUAUUCCUCCUGUGAUGGACUUGGCUGUGCUACUGGAUAUACCUGAUGAGUCUGUGGUUAAAAGGGCAACCAAAGAUAAAGUAUCUACAGAUGCUGAUGCUGCUGAUGCUUCUUUUGCUGUUGAUGUUGCUUAUGCUGCUGAUACUGCUGUUGCCGUAACACCCUCCCAACCAGCAGAUACCACCAGGUGUUCUCCACACAUUAUACACAGGCUUGCCGCUUUUCGGGAAACCUGGCCAAAGCUAGAAAAGUGGUAUGGUGAAAAGCAAAACAUUUUGGUUAAAGUCGCCGCUGAUGUAGAAGAGGGGGAACUUUAUAUCAAAGUGGAGUCUGCCCUGUGUGAGGUUCUGAGAGAGCAAUAUGAAGAAAUUCCUGUCGAAGAGGAAAUCCCAAAAGGUGUGGAAACAAGAAGGGGUUCUAAAGCCGGUAGGAGGGGAAGAGACUCCGUUGCUGGGCUUCAUGGUGAAGAUGGUAUGUUAGAUUACAUACCAAGGAGGAGGUCCAGCUCCAUCGUUAAGGCAAAGCAAGUUGCCGUUGAUCUUCUUGCUGAAGAAGUGUUGUCGGAGGGCUCCAAACCUCAGGAAAAAAGGACUUCUAUAAGGCCCGCCUCCAGCCUCAAGAAGGCAAAAGACACAAGAUUUUCUGACACUGUGGUAACGUCCACUGGGUCUGUUGACCCACUCAAUGACAAUAUCCAACCACCAGGAUCAUUCGCAACAAAUCCGCUCUACGUAAACGAAGCUCUGGCUCCACAAGUACCUGAAUACCUGUGUUCACACUGGAAAGAUGUCUGUCAGUCUUAUGUAAACAGCAUAAGGCAUAUAAUGCAGCAGCUGCGUUUACAGCUCACUCUUAUUGAUCGCCACCUUUUCAAUAUCAGAGAAAGAUACAACCACUUUUUGACUUGCCCUGACUUGAAGCAGGAGUUAGUUUCUCAGUGGCAGAAGGUGUUCAACAGCGUACCAGAUGACAUGAGAGAAGAUGAGGAGACCAAAGCAGAGCUUCAUCUGAGGCUGGAUGAGCUGCAGGAACGCCUGUGGGACAUUACCGACAAGCGUAAAGAAGAAGACGAGCAGGAGAGGGCGGCCUUCAUGUAUGAUGGAUGGGUGGAGGAGCAAUCAGGGUUGCUCAUCAACCACUACUCUAUGAUAAUACAGACAGAAAUGAACCGUUUCCGUGAAACUCUCUAUACCUUGGCGGUCUACUACUGGGGCAUGCAGAAACAAAUACCGCUUAGGACAUCUCCCAAAGAUUUCAGAAUCAGACUGAUGAAAGAAACUGGAACUGAAAAUCAGGACAGUGAUCAAGUUAUUACGGAGCCAUUGAGCAGUAUUGUGAAGGACCAGACAAGUGAUAAAAAACUACCCCCUGAGUCCACGAAGUCUUCCUCUAAGAUAUUAGACAAUUUAUUUAAGGGGAAACUUAUAAGUGACUACGAAGAGGCUCUUCAAGCAAUUCAAACUAUCAAGGAUUUGGUGUCAAUAGAAUCCCAGCUGAAAGAGGCAGAAGUGCCAGAAGAGAUUGUAGAAGAAAAAGAGAUCGUAACAAAGAAGACAAGUCCAAAAAGUUCUAAAAAGGAAAAGCAAAAAAAGCAAGCAGCAUUACCUCCACCAGUAGUGGAGAUUCCAACCCCAAAACCUCCAGAAAAAACUCAAGAACAAGAACUUAGAGAGAAAAUAUGUAAAGAAUUUGCAGCUGCUGUGAGUCAUGAGGAAAAUUCAAUAAAGAUUCGUCUUGAGCUGGUCAAAGAUUGUGGCCUGACAAUGCUCAACAACCUGGAAAGCAUAGUGCAUGAGACUUUUGGCAAACUGGAGAAGCAGUUUGAAUCAUGCUAUCUGUCCGAAAUGAAGUGUAUCGAUCAACUUGGAGAAGUGGUUCGCUACCACAUAGAGGCUUCGAGUAAGCUGCAGUACGAGCUGGUGAUGGAAGACCGUGAGUUCUAUUUGAAUGGAGAUUGUCUGUUGGUUUCGGGUGUGGUUCUCCCACCGCGUCCCCCUUCCGUGGAGAAAUCAAAUCGGUCCAUACUGACGGUUGCUCAGUUGGAAUCACUCUUCAAUCAUCUGAUCAACAUAGCUCCAUCAGGCUUUAUGUCCAGUUCUGACUUCUUUUACUUUUUCCAAGAUUUGGUCUCUAACAGCACAGGCAGGAGCAUUGUGCCCGAGGCCUGGACAGAUAUGAUUGAAAUUCAGCUGUUAGAGAUUAAUUCUUUGCUAACUGAUGAAUAUGAGCUGGUAGACUGGCGACGCUUUAUGCUCAGCGCUACUCUCCCGUGGCCGCUUCCCUCUCUGUCACAGCUGCUGUAUUUGUUGAAACAAUUUAAGGAAGCAGAUUCUAAAGACACCGGAUUUAUAAACGAGGAACAGUACCUAAAGGUAGAGUUGUGGUUUUCUGGUCAGAGUGUCCAGAAAGUUCCUGAGGAUCCUUUAGAGCCUCUCCCCUAUGACCGUUCAGCAAACCUGCAGAAGUUCUUUUUCCACUUGUUUGCAGACCAUUCCUCCUCUCCUCCUCUGCUGGAUUAUGUGUCCAUGCUGCAGUACUUUGCAGCCAACCCAAUCCCCAAACAGGGUUUUAUAAGAGCACUUAGUGUAGUGUUGGGGAAACAUCUCCAGCAGCCAUUACUGAGCCUUCUCGUAAAUUCUCUACCUGGCACGGAAGAAACCACGGAGCCCACAUCCUUCAAGUUCACUGAAGACUACAAAGAGGAGGAUGUUCUGUUUUCAUCUUGCAGUUUUUUUAAGGACGAGGAAGUUCCCAUUUCUGCUCUGCUUAGCGUCAUCUGCCACAAACUCACCAAGAUGUGGGGCAUUACCCUUCCUCAAGGGAGCAUGACUUACGAACAACACAGACAGAAUCUUGAGAGUGUGUACAUUGAGCUGGGAUACGCGUGCAAUGAAUCAGUCCCAUUCUCUGUUAUUUCUAAGCAUCCAUACACCCAAAUGCUGAUGGAGACUUCAACAAACUUCCAGCUCAUUAAUAUUCCGAAUUCUACUGUCCCACCAGGAUGAAAAGGAAUUUAAACCGUUUUUGUUUAAUGUUUUCUUUGUUGUUAAAUAAAUAGAAAGUGAAACCAUA